GGUGGCAGCUGCAGUCGCAUCCAUUUUGUCAGUGUAGUAGUGGAGAUAUCGUGAUGGUGCUUGGAAAAGCUAUCUCUCUGAGGUGCUAGUGACUGUUAUUUGAUGUCGGUGUAAGAUAAACCAUGAAUGGAAGAGGGAUUACUAUCUCACCAAGCCAAACCAAGAAUGGACAAACGUCAGCUAGAACUUGAACAUGCCAGGAAUAGUCACUAAGCAGCGACAUCUGUUAUCAUCUCAACAUCUCAAUAAUCUCGGAAAUAGAAAUAUCAGAAAUGACCAGUAUGUGGUGACUCGGAGCCUGACAAGGGACUCGGCACCAACAUGGCUGAAGCUAGGGAGUCUGUGGCCCAGAACAGUGGCCCAGAUUCAGGCCCGAUGGAAAGGCAUGGGGCCGACCUGCCCCCGACAGACCCUAAGGAAAGGCAUGGGGCCGAAACAUUACUGCCCCCCGCAGACCUUAAGGAAAGGCAUGGGGCUGACACGUUACUUCCCCCAGCUGGCCCUUUGGGAAGGCAUGGAUCAGAGACCUUACUGCCGCCGACCGCAGCGGAAACAAGAGUCACAGCGUUCAAAAUGGCCGAUGAUGGUGACGAGAUGAGAGAGUGCGGCAUCGGCCAGUGGCGCCCCAAAUGUGUACAGGGGUUAGCUAAUAUCAAAAUGUUCAUCGUCGUCAUAUCUAUACUAUCCAUGAUCUCUAACAUGCUGUCUAGCGGCUAUCUCAACAGUGUCAUCACCACAAUAGAAAAACGAUUUGAGAUAGGCAGCUCAAUGGCGGGCUUUAUUGCUGCCUCGUACGAAUUUGGCUCCCUUGUUGCUGUGAUUUUCGUGAGUUAUCUCGGCGGACGCCGACACAUCCCACGCUGGCUAGGACUAGGAGUUGUCUUCAUGGGCAUCGGUGCCCUUCUCUUCGCACUACCACACGUUUUGGCACAAACUUACACUUUAAAAGGAAGACUAUCAAACUCAUCCUCCUCCGAGAAUAUUUGUAAACGCCACGACCUGUUUGAUGUCAACAAUAAUGAGAUUUGCGUCGGCGAGGAUUCAGGGAAUGGAGUAUAUGUGUUUAUUUUGAUUCUUGCGCAGACUUUGAUCGGCGUGGGUGGCACGCCCAUCUACACUCUAGGAACUACGUAUAUCGAUAAUCACGUGACAAGAGAGAAGGCACCGGGAUAUCUAGCCUUCAUGUACGCCACAGGCACCGUUGGUCCUAUCCUCGGCUUCUCCCUGGGGGCGCUGCUGUUGCAGUACUAUGUCGACACCUUCACCUUCGAUUACAAAGCACUCAAGUUGUCACCGAGUCAUCCGAUGUGGGUCGGAGCCUGGUGGGGAGGUUUCAUUAUUUGCGGCCUACUCCUCCUUGGUGUGUCGAUACCGUUCUUUGCUUUUCCAAAGUCGUUGAGGAGGGAGAAGGAAAAGUUGGCGAAAGCGCGAGGGCACCAUGAGGAGACGCUGACACACGAGGAUCUCAAUUGGAGGGCAAAUUAUGGCAAGACAGCUAAAGAUAUUCCUCUGUCGAUGCUGGCACUUCUAAAGAAUCCCAUCUAUCUGGUGACAUGCCUCGGUGUCUGCUGUGAGGCAUCCAUCAUUAGUGGAUUUGUCAUAUUUCUACCGAAAUACCUCGAGACACAGUUUGGAAUAUCGAAAUCAAUGGCAAAUCUAUUGACAGGAGUGAUAGGCAUCCCUGGCGCGUGUGUUGGCAUCCUAAUCGGUGGUUAUAUUCUCAACCGCUUCAACCUUAAGCCUAAAGGAGCGGUUCAGCUUUCUCUCAUCCUAAACGGCUCAGCUGGCAUGGGCUUCAUGUUCCUCUUCUUCCUCGGCUGUGACAACAUGAGACUUGCCGGUGCCACCCUACCCUAUCUCAACGGUUCCGGUCAUCAAAUCUUUGAGGCGAACUUCACUGCGACCUGCAACAAAGGAUGCUUGUGUUCGCCAAAUGAUGUCUCUCUAAUCUGUGGCACAAAUGGAAUCACCUAUUUUUCACCAUGCCACGCCGGUUGUCGUGAUUUCUAUGGUUCUUUUUCUCAGGGAGUUAUAAAUAUGACCUAUACGCAAUGUUCUUGUAUCCUGCCAAGCCAGUCCCUCUCACGUGAUGUUUAUAUGUCGCCAAUGGCAACCAGUGGUCCAUGUAAAGAUGCCUGCCGUACAUUACUGCCGUUCAUGUUUAUGCUGUUUGUUAUGACACUGACAGUCUCCGGGACGCAGAUGCCGUUGCUAAUGGUUACCAUGAGAUCUGUGGCUGAAGAAGAACGUGCGUUUGCCCUCGGGAUGCAGUUUGUUGUCCUUAGAUUGUUUGCAUAUAUUCCUGCCCCCAUCCUCUUUGGCAAUAUCAUUGACACAACAUGCCUGCACUGGAAGCAUCAGUGCGGGGAGCCAGGAUCCUGUUUGAUAUAUGAUAUUGAAGCAUUCAGAUAUAAAUAUGUUGGUGUGUGUGGAGGGUUGAAGAUAUUGGGUGCUAUCCUCUUUACCGCCGUCUGGUGUUUGAUUUGCCGUGCUAAUAAAGCUGAUUUGAAGAAGACUUCGCCUGUUGGCGAUCUGGUGAAUUCGCUGAACUCGUUACCUGGUGCUGGGGACCAAGGUCAGAGUUGCACCAUUCAUCGUGACAGGACACAGGAAUCUUUUGUGCUCUAUGAGUCAAACAUAUAAGCUUCCAUCACCAAUGCUAGUAUCAAGGUAUAUCGAAAACCCUCCCCUUCAAUGGAUCUAAACCUUUUCAUGUUCAUAUAGAUUCUUAACACUCUCAGCGCCAUCCGACAUUUUUUUCCCAAAAUACCCCACCCCCAGGCCAAUUAUUAGUUCUCUAAAUGCCUCAACAUUAAAACUUCAAAAUUAAACGCCAUCUUUAGGUUGAUAAAAGAACUGAUCAGAAUUAUUUUCUGCGUUGAAAUCAGUUGUAAAAAGAUUCUGACUUCUGGAGUAUUUUGAGGGGGUCAGGGGCUGCUGAAAAGGGGGUCAUUUUGGUCACUUUUUGUCACUUAUCUACCGGAAAAGCAAAACACAGCUAGAGGGGUGUAGGAGUCUUUUCUCUGUUAAUUGAGCAAGCUCUGGUCUUGAGGAAGCUAUUGCUAAAACCCUUAUUUGAUCUUUAUCCCUGUGGGUUUGAAAAGGGGGUGUUUGGGGUCGAAAAGCUGGCUCUGAAAGUAUUAACGGUCAAGAAUCUCGUCACUAUACUGCCAAAACAAUAUGUCAAAGCAAGGCGGAAGAAAACCUGAACCAUGCAACAUGUAAACACGAGCGAAAUUCUAAAACCUGUUUUGUAUUGGAAAGGUUGUCAAAGAUUUACGAAACAACUAAGAGUUAACCUUUUCGCUGCGGCAGCCAUUUUUCAUCCGCCGCCAUGUGCAGACAUUCGAUAACAGCGAUGAACAGCACAGAGGGUGUGACCACGUGCUGGUAAAUUUGUAUUUUAGACGGGCAUGACAAACUAUGCACGUCAUGCGCACAGUAUAGGACCAUGUACAUGACGUACUGUGCACGUCGCCCGCAGUGAAUGGGUUAACCCUUAUAUUGUUCCUCAAGGAAACAUAAAGGAGAGGGAGGGUAUAGAGGUAUGUUGAUACUUUCAUAUGUGCCACGAGGUGGGAGUGGACGUUCGAAAAGUGAGAUUAUUUAUAUGGUCCUGCUGUGGUGUACAUCGGUUACCUCGCACCAAUUUUCAUUGUUACCAGACACCGCUCUGACUGCAGAGUUUCUCUGAACAUUUUUACGCAUAGAAUUUCUGUCUUGAAGUAUUUCAGUGCUUUCUUGAUGUGAUGAAGUCUUGAAAUUUCCACAGAUGAAUCAUUGAUUUAAUUUUAGUACAGUCGAACCUCUCUAUUAAGGACACCCUUUGGACUGACAAAUGUUGUCCUUAUUAGGAAGGCGUCCUGAUUACAGAGGUUCAAUUGUAUUGAAUCAACCUAUUUGGGAACGAAAAUAAUGUUCCUUAUAGAUAGGGUGCCGUGCUAAGAGUGGUCUCCUCUAAGGGAGGUACUUCUAUAAAUAGAACAUGUGGAAGCGGCAAAAAUAGGAUUUUACCACCUUAAUGAGUGGUUUUCUUACAUUGCAAACAUUUGUGCAUUGCGGUUGUCAGGUAGUCUUCAUGAACCUAGCAACAAGAAAAAAUUUCGGUUUUGUGCGGUGACCUUCUUCUUCCUCUGCACUUCCUCCUCCAAGGCGGGAUGAGCGUUUAAGCGUGCAACUAUGGUUGGGCACCUAUUGAGUGUAUUGGCCUAAUGACUCUGACUGCAGCCAGAGGUUGAGUCCACGCAAACUACUCAUGUUUCUCACUAGGUGGGGUCUUUAACCUGGACACCAGAUACCAGGAACCUCAGUUUUAAGUCUCAUUCAAAGGACUGUGAAGAGCCAGGAAUAUUUGUUCCUUGAAAGCCACGCCGGUUCAUCCAGAAAUACAAUCCUGGGUUCUCCCGGGAUCGAACCCGGGCCCUAUUGUGUGGUAGCCAGCAGUGUUAACCACAAGGCUCCUUUCGUGUGCGGUAACCGAUGUACACUUCCUUAUAGUCAUGUAGUCUACUCAGAGAUACGUCAAUGCGGGUAGCGUUAAACAUAUAUAUUUCUGUGCCUCAUGAGUUGAAUAUUAUAUAUUUUAUGCCGUUGUUGGGUGGUUAAGUGUUUAUAAAGUGAAUAUUGUAUAUCUUAUAUUUGCUAGGCGAAUAUUUUUGCUAAUUUUGCGGUGGUUAAGGAAGUGCUAUUUGAGAUAUGGAAGAUCUAUUAGUGGGUUCAUCAGUAUUUUUAGGCCUAAUCUUCUGGCAGGCGUGAUUCGGGCCAAAAAAUUGUCACCACAGGUUUUUGCACAGCAUGUUGGUGCCCUGCAGAUGUGCAACUUUUGUCACUGCGACCUGCAAUCAUGGUCGCAUGCGACAACAAGAAUCUCUUGUUUGCAGUUGUCAUCACGGGUGCUUGCGACAAGAAUCACGAGAUCAUGGCGUCCUGCAAUCGGUAACAAACCCAUCGAUUAGUAAUGUUACCCGCAAACGAGAUUUAUCUUUUUAUCACUCAUGGCAGCGAUAGUUGUUGCAGUUUGCAGCAAUAAAAAAUGCUUGUUUGCAGUUUCUUUACACACAGUGUGACUCGAGGAAAGUUUUGCGUUCUGCCGCAGGAAAAUUGUCAGUGGUGUGUUCGGUUUUAUCCAAUGGCAUUCUAUAGAUACUGAGUAAGGCAUUCACACCGUGGGUUAAGCGCAGCAUAAAUAUGCAACUUAAAUCACAGCUGUAUGGUAAACAGAAAUGUCAACGGUGCACAAUUUUUUUCAAAUUUUUAACGAACAGCAUUGGCCAUAGACAGCAGCAGAGGGGUUAAUUUGGCCAUCUUCAGGUGACUAAUAUACACUGUAAGGGCACUGGGUUAUGUCAGAUUCAACACUAAAUAUAUUCCUCGUACAAGCGUGAAUCAUUUUGACGUACUGUGAGAUGUGAGAAACCCCUAUUGGCGACUUUGUGUAACUUUAUCUUGCCUGCCUAGCUGCUGCCUAUAUUGUCCCUUUAAGGUGGGUGUGACUUCACUGAAUGCUCCAUGGAAAGGUGCUGAUACAGAUAUUCUAGUUCCUCGUAUAAUGUUAUGUUUAUGAAGAAGGGGGUGGGGAAGGGGAUUACUCUCCCGAAGACUAAAUCCAAAUUAUAAAUUAUUAUAUUCAUAUUAGAAUAUUUUUGUGCAUAAAUCAAAUCAAAAAGUAAUGAAAGUGUGUUGAUGAAAUGAACCUAGUUAAGUGAGUAUGUUACACACAUCAUAUCCAAGGCCUACAGUGAAAAUGUAAAAAUAGAUUUUUUGUGUCCAUUAGUUUGCUGCAUUAGCUGAUGAAAGCAGAUUAUUUAAUCGAUUUUAACGAAGGACAUAGGUCUUUUAAGGAAACCUAUCACGAAACGUUUAUAAAAAUUAGGAGUUUUGAACGGCCCGGUUAAAACCUAAGGCGGGAAUAAGCUUCCAUUGAUAAAUCUUAGCAGUAUCAAGUUUCCCUCAGGUAGUUGAUUAUGCGAGCUGGGCAUCUGGGUAACAUUGCAUAACGUUGCAUAACAUUACUGACUCCAGUCACUGAACUGCAUAAGAGGUAAUCACCAACUUAGUUAUUUUUACUACAUUCAGCUAGUCUAAAUAAAGAUUUAGUGCCACGACUGGAUCUCUUUAAUGCAGACUGCACUUUAUGACUCAUAACAAGAGAUUUUGUAUUAUUACAUGUCCGUAUCCCAAUUUCUGUAUUAACAGGUGCUGUUUCCAUGGUAACUGUUAACUAGUCAGUACAUGCAGGAUCAAUAGGACGCUUGUCAUUUGGUUCUGCUCAAGGCACAAAAAAGGUGUGAUAUGGUGAUUUUUCUUACUCCCAUGACCGUGACAUUUUGGCAAAUCUGCACAUGAUACUUACUGCAAAUCUGCACAUGACAUUACGGCAAAUCUGUGCUUGACAUUACAGCAAAUCUGUGCUUGACAUUACAGCAAAUCUGUGCUUGACGUUACGGCUAAUCUGCGCAAGACAUUACAACAAAUCUGUGCUAGACAUUACAACAAAUCUGUGCUAGACAUUACAGCAAAUCUGUGCUAGACAUUAUGGCAAAUCUGUAAUGGACAUUACAGCAAAUCUGUGCUAGACAUUAUGGCAAAUCUGUAAUGGACAUUACAGCAAAUCUGUGCUAGACAUUAUGGCAAAUCUGUAAUGGACAUUACAGCAAAUCUGUGCUAGACAUUACGGCAAAUCUGUGCUCAGCAAAUCUGUAAUGGACAUUACGGCAAAUCUGUGCUCAGCAAAUCUUUGCUAGACAUUACAGCAAAUCUGCACAAAAAAAACUUUCAGCAAUAAGAAGUGCCCCGCAAAUGAACAUUUUAAGUCACUGCGACCUACAAUAUAUAUUGCAUGCAACAAAAAUCGCUUGUUUGCAGUGACAAAUAAUGGUGAUCUCAGCGACUUUUUAUCUGUAUCAAACGCGUGAUUGCAGCUUGAUCCCUGUGACAGGUCAGUGACUGAUCACUUGAUCAGUCUUUGAGAAGCUAUUUCAGAUGACCUUAUGCAGCUAUUAUAUCUCCAAUAGGAUCUUUUCUCUGGCUCUGGGGGUCUGAAUUUAAAUUAAAUGAAAUUUUAUUUCAUUUUAACUCAGAAAUACAAAGAUUACAAGUGACAUACAAUUUCCAGGGUUGAGGCACCAAAUGCAUUAUUAGCCCUGGAUCACAAAAAAAUAAUUACAAAAGAUACUUUAGUUUCUCACUCCUAACGUCCAGCCAGAUCUUUACAUUCUAGGCCUUGUAAUGGGGUAAUUUUUAGGCCUUCUAUAGCUGCGCUUACACCACGAAAUAUUGGUGGACCAAUUGCACUUACACCACCACAUUGCCGCGACAAAUUGGUUCGGCAAUCCAUUGCCGAUACAAAUUGCCGAGCGAAUUUGUCCCACCAAGCUUGAUGGUCCAAAUUCGCCCGGCUUGUUAAAAGCUCGGCAUUGUCGUGGUGUAAGCGCAAAUGGAUCGGCAAUUAGCUAGUUAGAUGGUUCGGCUCCAGGCGGCGCUUUCGAAAUGGCGCUUUCUGCCUAGGCUUUCUGCGUUCUGCUUAUUGUUUGCGCGCCAUCUGUAGCCGGAUUUUAUAACUAGCUACAGCGCUGGUGUAAGCGCUUGGUGGAUUUUCGAUGGUGCGGCAUUGGUUCCCGAACCAAGAUUGGUGGUCCAUUUUCAGGUGGUGUAAGUGCGGCUAUUAUUGCCAUUGAGGCUGCUGGUCAAUCAGGUAUAGGCCUGAAGAAACUCACUCCCGCCGUGGGCCUACCAAAAUGUACACAUACACUAGCUUACUACAGUGGACGUUGGUUGUGCGAAACUAGAGUAGAAUAUGGACAAGGUAAGUGGUCUGAAUUUGGGGGGUUCUGGCCAUGGAAGUGUUAAAGGGGUGCACCGUUCAUGAUUACUGGUGGUCCAGUUGAAGAGAAAUCCACUACUACACAAUGCCGUAGUGCAGAUAUUAUGAAUACGAAUUUGUUGAAAGUUUGUAUUUAUAGUAUUUGUAUAUAUGUCUACAAAAAGGCAAUGCUGAAAAUUAUAUUCAGCAUGUAUUAACCCAAUUGAAAAUUUUCAAAUUCAAUUACAAAUUCAACAUUUUUAACGAACAGCGUAGGCCUUUAAACAUUCAGAAAAUGUGGUGCAUAUUUCAAAUAUAUCAUGAUAGCCUGAUCGCAGUGUUCAGCGAAACAAGGCUCUAACUUCUCUGGACUGUUAGCCAUUGAUAAAAAAAAUUUCAUUUGUGGCAACAUUUUGGGGACGGAGUGAAAAUUCUUUCAUCCUUAUGAACUUGGUGCUAAAAUCACAUUAUAAAAAAGUUCUGACAAAACUAGUUUCACAUCUACCAGAAACCGACUUUAAUCACGAGAAUAUCCCAUACAAAUUCUAGUUAUUUUAGUUCAACAACUAGCCACUAGGUUGCAAAAACCUACUCCAUUCAGAGCUGCCACCUUUUAGUGAAAUCGUGAACUAAAACUUUGUUUCAGUUCAGCUUAAUAGUUGACAGGAUUUUCUGGUUACCAAUGUCAGUGGGCCUAUAUCUGGUUUUGGCGCAACUAUUUUUGCGAGAUUUUUUUGUUUUAUGUGAUGUACCUUACUUAUCGUGAUCAUGCACUUUUACUCUGCCCCUGAAUGCUGUCAUGAAUUCAGUUCUGAGUAGGCCUAUAUAUUAGACAUCCACAUUUUGCAGGGCUUGACAUUUGAGCUUUUGCUGAGACUUGUGUGCUGAGUGUGUCGACAGUAAAAGUUAUCAAAUCCGUUGGUGCAUUUAUCACAUAUCUUAUAUUUCUUCAAGGGAAAUGGUACUAUCACAACUUUAAGAUGUAUGUACAAGUUAUGAGACUUUCGAAUUUGUAAAGUGCCUUUGAUAUUACUCUUUUUUCACCCCGUAUGAGAAAGAGCCAGUCCAAGUCACAAUUACAUGCCUUCUGCUUUGCAUCAGUUACGUGCGACAUUUACGUCGCGAUGUCUGUCACGCACCAGUGACGCACUUAUCGCUAUUUGUAUCGUGAAGGUUGUGAGUAUAUUACGCACGCCUUAAACGCGACCUACUGGCUUGCGUCAGUGGCACGCUACUGACAUGAUUUAAGGGAUGUCAAUUUUGAUUUGGACUGUAGGUGAAUUUAAGAACUUAAAAUAAAAUCACUUUCAAAUGGCUUUCCAUAGUUUUGGUAUCAUUGAGCAUGUGCGGUGUUUAUACAGGUGAAGUUUACGUUAUAGUCACAUGAGAAAGAGCAAGGUGAAUUUAAGGACUUGCAUUCAUAUUCAAAUGGUUCAGAAGUUUGAGAAUGUUAGGUAUUCAUAAGGGUGCUGCCUGAGAAAGCCAAGUGAAUUUUAGAACUAAGUUUUUAACAAAUUCCAAUGGUGCAAUAGGAGUGCUGUCUGUGUUAAGUCACUAAAUGGUGGCCCAGAAUCAUUUUCCCUAGGUCACAUGAUUUGGAAACAGAGUAUUGUACAUUUUACAUGUAAGCUGUACAAUAACCUGUUUCAAAAUCACGGGACACGGAAAAUAAUUCUGGGCCACCCUGUAGAGAAUGAACGAGGGGAAUUUAAGGACCUACAUUUUUUUGAAGGUUGACCGUCAAAUGGUUCAAUAGUUUAUUGAAUGUGUGAAGUGUUUAUAAAGGGUGCUGUUUGUGUUUAGUCACUAGAGAAAGAAGCAGGCGAAUUUAAGGACCUACAUUUUUUUAAAGGUUCACUUUCAAACGGUUCAGUAGGUUUGGUGUCAUUGAGUGUAUAAAUUGUUCGGCACGUCAUUCAGUGUCACGUGAGGUAAAAUAAUUUUCAGCAUUUCAUGGCAUUAUUAUACCUAUGAUGUGAUCCAUGAUGUGAAAUUGCAAAUGGUGGCCAUCAAGUUUUAACUUGCGAAAUCGGCGAUAAAAAACAACAUAUUUACGGCAAUUUACGCCAGGAUCAACCUGAUCAAGGAGUAUGGUAUAAUCAGGUUUUGCUGGUCAUGACAGAGUUAGGGGUAGACUUGAAAACGCAAAAGAUGAGAGAAGUUAAAUUAAAAGCACGUCUGCUUCAGACGAGGUAUGACCGUGGACUGACGUAAGUCGUCAGAGCAGAAUCUUUUCACUGCAUGGGUUUGUUGUAGAGCUAGCAUCAGUCUGUUACGGACGUGACGGCGAGGUGGGAUGCGACAUGGGUGUGACGUGUCGUCCCGCCAAGAUGUGGUUGUGAGGGGGUGUUACACGUGGUCGUUUGUUGCCAACCUGCGCCCACAGAAAGAAAUACACGUUUUCGGCGUCUCAUUGAGCCUCAUCAGAUACCAGAGAAGUGAUGUAUGAGACACAGGUUCGCCUGAUCAGGUACAAUCAGUGAUAGUCAUCAAUUAUAGUCACCAGAGGUUAAGCUUGUGUCAAAGCCCUGCAUUUUGUGUGGUCGGAUUAUAAGAAACUUGUAAGAUAAUGUCGUCGUUCGUGUUGUCCAAUAGAAAUUGACAAGGCGUCCAUGUGAUGCUAAAGUUCCUUGAGUAGAACCCUGAGUUACAGCAGGCCUUUCAUGCAUUUCAGUUUUUCCUCAAAAUUAUUUUUUCCCUUAACCCUCACGGUGCCUUUUAGACAAACGUCCACUUUUUGAUAAUUGAUGCGCCUAAUAGACGUUCGAUGUACGUCCACAUUUGAUAUAUGUGACCCGCUCUACCGAAACUAGGCGCUUGUCGCAUCUGAACUUGACAGAUUG
Molecule: messenger RNA, 10644 nt
Organism: Lineus longissimus
Lineage: Eukaryota; Metazoa; Nemertea; Pilidiophora; Heteronemertea; Lineidae
Product: solute carrier organic anion transporter family member 5A1-like
Exons: 11
Coding region: 322-2643 (773 amino acids)
Biological process (GO): sodium-independent organic anion transport; transmembrane transport
Cellular component (GO): plasma membrane
Molecular function (GO): protein binding
Source: RefSeq, a predicted model, not a curated record